AUGAGCUGGGACCGGCAGGUGGGCUCCGUCCUGACCGCCAUGGAUGACAAUGUGGCCAAGAUCAAGGACAGACUGUACAACCGGGCGGAGCUCAGUAAGGGAAAUUAUCGCUUUCAGUCACCACAGUUACUGUACGAGGGACACACCCCCUAAACCUGCCUCUCCGUGUGUACCGCCCACAUACAGCUCCCCACCUAUGGUCUCCUCAGAAGAUAUGGUUACCCUGAGCAGCCAGCUGCUGUCUCAAGCCAAGAUGAUCACCUCCCUGCACCAGGCGAUCGGAACGUCUAGAACGAGACCGCGACCACCAUCUGCAGAGGAUACAGAGCCUGGAAGAAGAGGUGCGCCGGUUGGCCGCUGUGCGGGGAGAAGUGACGGAGUCCCUGCUGGACCGGAAGGUAGAAGGGCUGAAACAGGAGAUGUCCUGUGAACUGCGCCACCUGCAGGAUGUAGUGAGAGAGACACUGCGGGUCUCCAGCCCCUCCCUGCGAUCCACAACCAGCAUCCUACAUGAGGUCAAUGAGAAUAAACGGCUGAUUUGGAAAGAAUACGAAAGUCUGCGCAGAGACACCGACUACCUGCACCAGAGAUUACGGCGGCAGGAGGACGACAUACUGCGGCAAAUUUCCGAAGGACAAGAGCUGAAGAGAGCGCAAGAAAGGAAUGCCUGUGCUCUGGAGGGGUUACUGAGCACCAAUCAGAUGCAGACGCAGGAGCUGAGCAGGACGCGGUUGGACGCGCAGAGUGUACAGAGGGAUCUGCUGCAGAUCAGGUCAGCGAUUGGAGAUCUGAAGGAAGAGGUGAGAAUUCUGGAAGGGAAGAUCUCUGUGAGGCCCCCCAAGGCAGACAGAGCGGGACGUCCCAGAUCUGCCAGGAAGCCAAUCAGCAAAUCUCCAUCACUGUCCUCGCUGGAAGACGCCCAAUCACAGCUCAGCCUGGCUGACAUCAGCUCUGAGGACACAUCCUACAGUCUCGGUGUCCCCACAGUCUCUAGAGGGUCCCGGGAAAGAUCCAGCAGGAGCCAGAAGACGCACAGCGACCUCAGCAAUAGUAAUCCCAGCGAUGACGACCUGGAUGACCUUUCUGACAGCCCCCCGGAGCUUAAUUUCAGUGACUUGUGA
Staurois parvus is the source of this 1121-nucleotide messenger RNA. Lineage: Eukaryota; Metazoa; Chordata; Amphibia; Anura; Ranidae. The record is from the annotation of a GenBank genome assembly.